CACUUUGCUGUUCCCGGCGCGCAUUGCAAGCCAAAUCAAGCAUCCCGUGGCAAGCAGACCGUAAACUCCUCCCUCUUGUCUCUGCAGAGUGUGACAGUGUUGAAAGAUAUAGGUCGAUGCGAUCAAGCAUAACGGUGUGCCAUCAGAGACAUCAGGAUGCUCUCUGCAGCUGCUUCAGGCAAAGUUGGGUUCAAUAUGGGGAUGGGAGUGGGCAGGUGUGUGUCAGCCUGGUUAAGAGGGUCCCCCAAUGCCCUGAACAGAAGGAGGGACUGGGACCCCUCUCCCAGGUACAGCACCACAGCAGCCAAACCCAGCACCACGUCCUUCAACUAUGUCAUCGUGGGCGCUGGCUCGGCGGGCUGCGUCCUGGCCAACCGUCUCACGGAGGAUCCCCAGGAGUCAGUGCUCCUGCUGGAGGCCGGCCCUAAGGACAGGACCCUGGGCAACGUCCGUCUCUCCUGGAAGAUCCACAUGCCGGCCGCCCUCACCUACAACCUGUGUGACGACAAGGUCAACUGGUUCUACCACACCCUGCCCCAGGAGCACGUGAACAACCGGGUGAUGUACUGGCCCCGCGGCAGGGUGUGGGGUGGCUCCUCCUCUCUCAACGCCAUGGUGUACAUCCGGGGCCACGGUGAGGACUACAACCGCUGGCAGAGGGAGGGGGCGGAGGGAUGGGACUACGACCACUGCCUACCAUACUUCCGCAAGGCCCAGUGCCACGAGCUGGGAGGCGACCGGUACCGGGGAGGCAGCGGGCCCCUGCAUGUGUCCCGGGGGAAGACGAACCACCCUCUACACCGGGCCUUCAUAGAGGCUGGCCAGCAGGCUGGGUACCCCUUCACUAACGACAUGAACGGCUUUCAGCAGGAGGGCUUGGGCUGGAUGGACAUGACCAUCUAUGAAGGUAAGAGGUGGAGCACAGCCAGUGCGUACCUGCGGCCGGUCCUUAACCGAGCCAACCUGAGGACAGAGGUGCAAUGUCUGACCACCAGGAUCCUGUUUGAUGGGAGGAGAGCUGUGGGCGUGGAGUACACUCAGAACGGGGAGAAGAAGCAGGUUUUUGCUGAAAAGGAGGUCAUUCUCAGUGGUGGGGCCAUCAACUCCCCACAGCUUCUCAUGCUGUCGGGGGUGGGCAACGCUGAUGACCUGAAACAGCUAGACAUCCCUGUGGUCCAGCAUCUACCAGGAGUGGGCAGUAAUCUUCAGGACCACCUGGAGCUGUAUGUUCAGCAGCAGUGCACUCAGCCCAUCACCCUGUACAAGGCCCAGAAGCCUUUCCACAUGGUCAAGAUUGGCCUGGAGUGGCUCCUCCAAUAUACAGGAUACGGGGCCACAGCCCACCUGGAGAGUGGGGGCUUCAUCCGGAGCAGAGGAGGCGUGGCCCACCCCGACAUCCAGUUCCACUUCCUGCCCUCGCAGGUCAUCGACCACGGCCGUGUCGCCUCCAAGAUAGAAGCUUAUCAGGUUCACGUGGGACCAAUGAGAAGUACCAGUAUUGGAUGGUUAAAGCUGAAGAGCGCCAGCCCUCUAGAUCACCCAAUCAUCCAGCCCAACUACCUCUCAACAGACACAGAUGUAUGGGAGUUCAGGGAGUGUGUCAAGCUUUCUCGGGAGAUCUUCGCCCAGAAGGCCUUCGACCCAUUCCGGGGGCCCGAGGUACAGCCAGGCCCUGAGUGUCAGUCAGACGCCGAGAUUGAUGCGUUUGUGCGUCACAAGGCAGACAGCGCCUACCAUCCGUCCUGCACGUGUAAGAUGGGUUCUCCAUCUGACCCAAUGGCGGUGGUGGACCCAGAGACGCGCGUGCUGGGCCUCGAGGGCCUCCGUGUGGUCGACGCCUCCAUCAUGCCCAGCGUCGUCAGCGGCAACCUCAACGCCCCCACCAUUAUGAUCGCGGAGAAGGCUGCUGACAUCAUCAGAGGGCGACCGGCGCUCAGCGACCCCGGGGUGCCUGUGUACCAGCCUGGAUCUCUAGAGACCCAGCGAUGAGCUUCACACAGACGUGUGGAACCUGCAGCGUACCCAUCUCCUAAGGCCCUGAACAGCCAGAGGUGGAUGCUAGGUAUUCAUGUACACAACCGUCUGUCUUUACCGUCAAAGUUUCUAUUUUUUAUGAUUGAUAUGUAAAAA
Salvelinus sp. IW2-2015 is the source of this 2130-nucleotide messenger RNA. RefSeq names its product choline dehydrogenase (gene chdh). The record is from RefSeq and is a predicted model, not a curated record. NCBI's taxonomy places the organism in Eukaryota, Metazoa, Chordata, Actinopteri, Salmoniformes, Salmonidae. Gene Ontology annotation, molecular function: choline dehydrogenase activity; flavin adenine dinucleotide binding. Gene Ontology annotation, cellular component: mitochondrial inner membrane.